Molecule: messenger RNA, 1488 nt
Organism: Phyllostomus discolor (pale spear-nosed bat)
Lineage: Eukaryota; Metazoa; Chordata; Mammalia; Chiroptera; Phyllostomidae
Gene: ARL9
Product: ADP ribosylation factor like GTPase 9
Exons: 4
Coding region: 464-1204 (246 amino acids)
Molecular function (GO): GTP binding; GTPase activity
Source: RefSeq, a predicted model, not a curated record
GGUUGUGGGGAUGAUUGGGGAGAGGGGAGACGCUUAGAUCUGGUCUUGUGUGGAAGUCCUUUCUGAGCUACCCUUCCUAGCACAAGGAAAUCGAGCCAUACGUUCCGAAGUGGCACCUGGAGACACUUCCCUGCACUGACGAUGUGCCGCUCUGGGCUUUCAAGGUUCCCUUUGGCUGGGCUCGACCCUUCCUCUAGUACCCCUGCCUUACCCUCGUCACUCCGCCUUCCGCCCUCAGGUUUGGCGAAUGUGCCGCCCGCAGACCCGGAGCGCUAGCAAGAGAUGCCCGGUGGCAGCCCACACGCCCUAGGACUGGCCUCAGCCACAGUGACUGUGAGUGAGGUCUGCGCCACGUGGAUCUACGUCUCUGCCUGGGUCCCACGCAGGGACCACUUCUGCCGGGACGCAGGGCGGCGGCUCCAGCGUGCAGGGCGCGCAGGAGGGAAGGAAACAGGAGCUGGAGAUGGAGAGGGGGAAAGUGAAAAAGAAAGAGAAGGGAAAGGAACCAGAGAGAGAGAAAAUUCGGGGAAGAGGAAAGGAGGAAAAAGACAAAAGGAAGGAGGUGGAGAAGGGGAAUGAGAAAGGGAAGGAAGAGGAAAAGGAGAAAGAGAAGGAACAAUUUAAGGGGAAAGAAGAGAAAGAGAAGAACAACAGCGCCUUGGCAAAGCCCCAGCUGGAACUGCCGGAGAAAAAUAAUCAUAUCCUAGUGCUGGGCCUGGAUGGAGCAGGAAAGACCAGUGUUCUCCACUCCCUAGCUUUAAACAGAGUCCAGCACAGCAAGGCACCCACCCAAGGUUUCAAUGAAGUGUGUAUCAGCACGGAAGACAGCCAGAUGGACUUCCUGGAGAUUGGUGGCAGCGAGCCUUUCCGUUCCUAUUGGGAAACGUACAUGUCCAGGGGAAUACUGCUGAUCUUUGUGGUGGAUUCAGCAGAUCACAACAGAUUACCUGAAGCCAAGAAAUACCUUCAUCAACUAAUUGAAACAAACCCAUUCAUCCCUCUGGUUGUGUUUGCAAACAAACAGGAUCUCAAAACAGCCUAUCACAUUACUGACAUCCAUGAAGCUUUGGCAUUGUCUGAAGUGGGAAAUGACAGGAAGAUGUUCUUGUUUGGGACUCAAGUGACUGAGAAUGGCUCAGAGAUACCCUCCACCAUGCAGGAUGCAAAAGACCUGAUUGCACACCUGGCAGCAGGUAUGCAGUGACCAGGCCAGGCCCUCCGUGCAGCUCACAAUCCAAACGUCAUCAGGGAGGGAUGAGUGGCAGGCUUGAAACCAAAGGUUUACACUUUCAAAUAAAAAAUAAGCCAUUUCCUAUUUUCUCAAUGCAUGGCAUAUACACAAAGAGAAUGUUAAUUGGUUAAGAGCAUUUCUUUAUUUAGAUUUUGAACUUUAAAAGUAUUGGUAACACAAUGUAUUUAUAGAAAUUUCAAGGCUUUUUAAAAAAUUUAAAUUUUUUUAAAGGAUUUUAUUUAUUUAUUUUUAGAGAG